Messenger RNA from Oryza sativa Japonica Group (Japanese rice), 1925 nucleotides. Its product is annotated as putative clathrin assembly protein At1g03050. NCBI's taxonomy places the organism in Eukaryota, Viridiplantae, Streptophyta, Magnoliopsida, Poales, Poaceae. Gene Ontology annotation, biological process: vesicle budding from membrane; clathrin-dependent endocytosis; clathrin coat assembly. Gene Ontology annotation, cellular component: clathrin-coated vesicle; clathrin-coated pit. Gene Ontology annotation, molecular function: phosphatidylinositol-4,5-bisphosphate binding; clathrin heavy chain binding; 1-phosphatidylinositol binding. The record is from RefSeq and is a predicted model, not a curated record.
CUCCGUCUCCUCCUACUCUCAAAGGCCUCGUUCGUUUAAUCCCUCUCACGGAGAGAAUUGAAGGGGAUUUGGAGGGGAUUUAUUUCACACCUAUCGUGGUGUGAAAUUAUUCCUCUUCAAUCCCCUCCAAUCCCUCUGUAUUGGGAUUAAUCGAACAAGCCCUAAUUCGUGAGAAGCUCUGAUCGAUGGCGCCGAGCAAGCUCCGGGCGGCGCUGGGCGCGGUCAAGGACAGGACGAGCGUCGGGCUCGCAAGGGUGGGCGGCGCCGACGAGGUGGCCGCGGACCUCGCCGUGGCCAUCGUCAAGGCGACGGCGCACGGGGAGAGCGUGCCUGGCGACGAGCGCCACGUCCAGGAGAUCCUCACGCUGACGUGCUACUCCCGUGCGCGGGUGGCCGCCUGCGUGUCCGCCGUGUCGCGGCGGCUCGGGCGGACGCGGGCGUGGGCCGUGGCGGUCAAGGCGCUGGCGCUGGUGCACCGCCUGCUCGCCGACGGCGACCCGGCGUACGAGCAGGAGGUGUUCCUCGCCACGCGGCGCGGGAGGCGCAUGCUCGACGUGUCGCACCGGUUCCCGCACCGAUCGUCGCGCUCCCGCGCGACGUGGGACUUCCACGGGUUCGUGCGCGCCUACGCCGCUUACCUCGACGACAGGCUCAAGCACCGGAUGAAGGGCCGCGUGGCCAGCCAGGGCAAAUGGUGCUCCGACGGUCGCCGCGACGGCUUCCCCGACAUCACCGACGGGAGUUACGAGGUGGGCGAAGCGGUAGCCGAGGUCUGGGCGCUGGUGCCGAGGGACACGCCGGCGACGGGGACGACGACGACCGAGGAGCUCGUCUCCAAGGCGCAGCAUCUGAAGCACAUACUCCAGCGGUUCAUCGGGUGCCGCCCGACGGGGAAGGCGAGGACGAACAAGGUGGUGGCGGCGGCGCUGCACAGGCUGGUGAAGGAGAGCGCGGUGAUGUACCGCGAGCUCACCGAGGUGAUGGCCAUGCUCGCCGACCGCUUCGCCGAGCUGGAGACCCCCUGCUGCGUGCGCGUACACUCCAUCUUCACCAGCAUCGCCAAGCUGUUCGACGAGCUCGACGAGUUCUACUCGUGGUGCAGAUCCGCCACGAUCUGCCGCCCGUCCGAAAUCCCCGAGGUCGAGCGCGUCGCGCAGAAGAAGCUGGACCUCAUGGACGAGUUCAUCCGCGAUAGACAACCGGCGUCGUCUCGGUGGUGGAGGUGCACGCCGCCGGCGCCGUCCAGCCCGCUUGCCCCCAUUGCCAGCAAUGGCGACAAUAGCAGCAAGGCAUCGCCAGCUGAGCCGGCGCCGGCAGGCGCACUCGUCGUGGUCGACGACCACAUGGCCGACUUCCUGAACCUUGGGGAAGAAUCGACGCCAUUGUCGACGGAGGAGCAAGACCGGGAUCUGACACUGUCCCUGUUCGGCGAUGACCCAGCGACGCCGGCGCCGAAGUGGGAGACGUUUGACGACGACCAAUGCGAUGACUGGGAGACGGCGCUUGUGCAGUCGGCGAGCAAGUUCGCCGCCACCCAGAGCGCGACGGUGCUUGCACUGCCACCGCCACCUGGGGCCACCGGCGGCGAGGUCGCGGACCCGUUCGCGGCGUCGCUGGCCGUGCCUCCGCCGACGUACGUUCAGAUGAUGGACAUGCAGGCGAGGCAGCGGCUUCUUGCGAACGAGCAGAUGAUGUGGCAGCAGUUCGAGACGCAACAAAUGGCGGCCUGGAGUUACAGUUCAUUGUUGUAAGAUCGUAAAAAACGAAAUUAAUGUUUUAGAGCGAUGAGAAAUUUCAAUGCUAACUAUGAUACACGCUAAAUGAAGCUGAUUUUGCACCAUAAUUUUGUGCCCGAGUUGGAACCAAAUCAAGUGAUGCACUCGUUUGGUUGAGCCGAAGCGUGCCUAAGUUCAAUUUUGUGGCGA